Molecule: messenger RNA, 4579 nt
Organism: Salvelinus fontinalis (brook trout)
Lineage: Eukaryota; Metazoa; Chordata; Actinopteri; Salmoniformes; Salmonidae
Product: neurotensin receptor type 1-like
Exons: 5
Coding region: 143-1489 (448 amino acids)
Biological process (GO): neuropeptide signaling pathway
Cellular component (GO): plasma membrane
Molecular function (GO): G protein-coupled neurotensin receptor activity
Source: RefSeq, a predicted model, not a curated record
GGCUCAAAUCCGUACUCUCCCUUUGCUGCUUUUACGCGCAAACUCACUUCCCUUACUAACGCUACAUGUGUUUUCUCAACGGGAUUUUUAUAUUUUGCAGUCUUUAACAAGUGAUUCUAAGAGUCUAUUUACAUUACACAAUAUGGAGGUUAAUUUUACACUGACAGGGCGCGACUUUCUAGAUUUACGCGCGUUGGCACAGAAACUUCUGACUCAGGGAAACAACUACUCUCUGCGUCUGGUGAACUACUCUCUGUUUGACAACGGAUCGGGGUUCUAUGAGGAGGACUCAUUGGACGUGAACACGAACAUCUACUCGAAAGUCCUGGUCACUGUGAUCUAUAUCGCGCUCUUUGCGGUCGGUUGCUUAGGAAACUCCGUUACGCUUUACACCCUGCUGACCAAGAAGUCACUACAAAAUCUCCAAAGCACUGUCCACUAUCACCUAGCGAGUCUCGCCGUCUCCGACCUGCUAAUACUAGUCCUCAGCAUGCCCGUCGAACUCUAUAACUUCAUCUGGGUCCAUCACCCUUGGGCGUUCGGAGGAGUCGUUUGUAAAGGUUACUAUUUCAUUCGGGAUGCUUGCUCUUAUGCCACAGCAUUCAACAUCGCCAGCCUCAGCGUUGAGCGUUAUAUGGCAAUUUGCCACCCUUUCAAGGCGAAGAGCAUCAUGUCGCGCAGCCGCACCAAGAAGCUGAUCAGCGGGAUGUGGGUGGCUUCGUUCCUCCUGGCCUCUCCGAUGCUCUUCACCAUGGGCCAGAAGUACCAUGGGUCCCAAAGGGAGAAGAUAUGUACCACAAUCGUGUCACCUGUCUUAUUGAAGAUAGUGAUUCAGGUGAAUGUGUUCCUGUCCUUUGUGGUUCCCAUGGUAGCCAUAUCUGCUCUGAACGGAGUCAUCGCCAGUCAGUUGCUGCGUAUGUUCAGAGAGACGAAGCAGGACACCCGCAUUUGCAUCAUUGAAGGCAACCCUACCAUGCUGAGUAUCGCUGUGGAGCCAAACCGCACACAGUCGCUGCGUCAUGGAGUCAUGGUUCUACGGGCUGUGGUUGUUGCCUUUGUGGUGUGCUAUCUACCGUAUUAUGUACGGCGCCUCAUGUACUGUUACGCAGAGUUCACAGAAACAGCCUCAAUUCGUCGGGCAUGGACUCUACAAGGUGUUGCAAACGUUCCACAGGGAUGCUGGCCUAUGUUGACUCCAAUGCUUCCCACAGUUGUAUCAAGUUGGCUGGAUGUCCUUUGGGAAGGGUAUGAUUACUACCACUACUUCUUCAUGGUGACCAACGUCCUCUUCUAUGUGAGCUCAGCCAUCAACCCAGUCCUCUACAACCUGGUCUCAGCCAACUACCGGGAGAUCUUCUUCAACACGCUCCGCUGCCUCUGCCUACCAUGUCGUCGCAAGAAACAGAGACGUCCUCUGACCAGACACUCCAUCAGCAUCUGCAGUAACCACACCUUCUCCUCCAACAUCAUCAAGGAGACCGUCUACUGACGACGACAGAACCACACCCCUGAUAACAUUCCAUUUCAGAACUGCAAUGUAUGUAUUCUAGUACUCGGCAGGACUAAAUAUGGGCUUGAUGGGGACUCUGGCACUUUGAAUCACUAACACGUUGUGCUACAUAGGCUACACACACAGAACAGAUCCAAAAUGUGAUAUUGGUAUGAUCACUAAUAAAAGAAAGAAAGAUUAAGUGUUGGAUGUAAUAGUCUUUAACGCUGUAAAUAUUGUAACAUCUAUGUACAUUCAGAUUUUUAUAGAACUAUCAAUGCUACUCGGAUUUAACCACUUACAGUAGUUUAUAAAAUGAUAUGAUGACGAUCAGAACAUUCUGCACUUAUCAGCAUAUGUAUGGAUCUUUGAAAUAGGAGGCAAAAAACUCUACGCUGUGACAGUUACCAGGAAGUGACUUCCCCACAGUUUUUGAACAUUGCAGGCUUUUUAAUUGGUCUUCAAUGGGAAAAAACUAAAAGCAAUGGUGUUUCAAGGGCAAAAACUUCAUAAAAGGCAUCUGGCAGAAGUAAAUUCAUCCACAUACACAAAUAUAUGUGUAUAUAUAUAUAUAUCUCUAAUGUGUUUUCAUGAAUUUGAUGAAAUAAUCGUGCAUAAGAUUAGGGGACAUGACGUGGCAGUAAAGUGGAAGGGGCGGUGACUUUCACAGGGUGUUAUCCAACUCUUUUUUGGGAUCCAGAGAAUGGUGAUCAAAUUAACCACCAUUUGUUAUCUGCUGAGGAACUAAUGCCUGGAAAGAGUAUUGAUAAAAACAACAUGUCUGGUAAUUAAAACAAUUAAAUGGUCUGCUUGGAAUGUGAAUGUUAAUGAAAUGCUGAGAGAAGAUGUAAUAUUAUGAAGGGGAGCAACAGAUGGCAGUUACAGUUAAUGGAUGAUCUGCUGUGGGGUUGAGCCCUAUAGGCUUUUCUAGUAUGCCAACUCCUGACCAAUUACAGCAAACACAGCUACCGUUGAAGUCAGAAGUUUACAUACACCUUAGCCAAAUACAUUUCAACUCAGUUUUUCACAAUUCCUGACAUUUCAUCCUAGUUAAAAUUACCUUUCUUAGGUCAGUUAGGAUCACCACUUUAUUUUAAGAAUGUUAAAUGUCAGAAAAAUAGUGGUGAUUUAUUUCAUAUUUUAUUUAUUUCAUCACAUUCCCAGUGGGUCAGAAGUUUACAUACACUCAAUUAGUAUUUGGUAGCAUUGCCUUUCAAUUGUUUAACUUGGGUCAAAUGUUUCGGAUAGCCUUCCACAAGCUUCCCUCAAUAAGUUGGGAACUGGAGGAAGCCUGGCACCAUCCCUACAGUGAAACACAGUGGUGGCAGCAUCAUGGUGUGGGGAUGUUUUUCAGCAGCAUGGACUGGGAGACUAGCCAGGAUCAAGGGAAAGAUGAAUAGAGCCAAGUACAGAGAGAUUCUUGAUGAAAACCUGCUCCAGAGCACUCAGGACCUCGGGCGAAGGUUCGCCUUCCAACAGUACAACGACCCUAAGCACACAACCAAGACAAUGCAGGAGUGGCUUCCGGACAAGUCUCUGAAUGUCCUUGAGUGGCCCAGCCAGAGCCCGGACUUGAACCCGAUUGAACAUCUUUGGAGAGACCUGAAAAUAGCUGUGCAGAGACGAUCUCAUUCAACCUGACAGAGCUCAAGAGGAUCUGGUGAAAAGAAUGGGAGAAACUCCCCAAAUACAGGUGUGUCAAGCUUGUCAUACCCAAGAAGACUCGAGGCUGUAAUCGGUGCCAAAGGUGCUUCAACAAAGUACAGAGUAAAGGGUCUGAAUACUUAUGUAAAUGUGAUAUCAGUUGUUUUUUGUAUACAUUUGCAAAAAUUUCUAACAACCCGUUUUUAAUUUGUCAUUAUGGAGUAUUGUGUGUAGAUUGAGGGGGGAAAAAUAAUUUAAUCAAUUUUAGAAUAAGGCUGUAACCUAACAAAAUGUGGAAAAAGUCAAGGGGUCUAAAUACUUUCCAAUGGCACUGUAUUAAGUGCAUUAAUGACAGAGUAACAGUUUGUUGUACAAGGCUAUGCUCAGGAUAUCUAGGCACAAAUCUGUUACCACUUUCCCAGCCAUUGCCAUGGUGAUGGUUUGAAUGUGAUCCUAAUAAGAAAACAAAACUUUUAAAGUUAUGUUUUUCUCCCCAAAGAUAACUUGGAUAUGAGGUGAAUGUAGUCAACAGUAGCACAGCGUAGCCUAAAUGUUUAAGUCUGGAAUCCUAAAUCAAAAUAAUGAGUAAUGAUUUAAUUCUAUGAAUGGUGAUCAUCAAAUUCCUGAACUGAAAGUGGAUGCAGUAUGAACAAGCAUGCCCCUCUUCAACGCUGCUGGCAGGCUUUGAUUAGUAACACAGUAUGCACCAACAAACGCCUUGUAGCCUUCAAUAUAGUUUAACGUUUCAAAGUGUAUUCCCCACGUGCACAGGAUACAACAGGUGUAAAUAGUACAGUGAAAUUCUUAGUGGCUAAGGAGGGUGUGUCACGCCCCUCAAUACGCCACAGUACAUUGAAAUAGACCACAACCCUGAACCAUGGUACUUACCUACUGGGCAAAAACUUGUUAAAUCAACAUUGUUUUCACCUAAUUUCAACCAAAAAGAUCUAUGUGAUGAUGUUAAAUCAACACGGAAAACUCAUUGCAUUUGCAAAAAGUCAUCAACGUAAGGGCAUUUCAAAUAUUUUUCACGUAGCUUUUAACCUAAAUCUAAUGACAUGGUGACAUGUUUUGUCCAUUUCACAUUGAAUUCACAAUAGUUGACGUUUCAACCAAAUGUAUAUCAAAACUAGAUGUUGAAAUGACAUCUGUGUCCAGUGUGUAGCUUCUGACAGGUGCUGUUGUACGUAGUCAUACCGUUUAUCUAAGGAUUUGCUCAGUACUCAGUGUACACCUGCUGCUUACUGUAACUACUGUUCUCUAUGCCAAUGGUGAUGUCUUUGAGUUUUGAUUAUGCUAUUUUUGUUAUGGACAAUGGAGGCUUAUUUCUGCUUUAUCUAAGAGUUAUAUACUGUAUAGAUGGCUCUGCUUUAUAUAAUAUAUGUUUUGAAAAUAAAUCGUUCCAUCUCAUUUUGCUAUCCAUGAAUAAAAGAGUGAAUAUAGUGA